GCCACAUCACUUCCGUAAUCUUCGAACAGCAACAAAGGAGAUCAGAUUGUCUUGUAAAACUUCUGCUAUAAAGCUUUUCAAUGCUAUCUGGAGUGCCAAAGGGGGAAAACGUUCAGGUGGACAUGGACGGCAAGGCUGGAGAUCUGUUCAGUGCUGAGGAUGCUCAUCCAACUGGCACAGGAGGCACUGGGGUGCUGUCAAGGCAUGAACCUCUAAGCUUUUACUUUUCAUCUCAUGUGCACACAAUGUGGCUCCCUAAAGGCAUCUCAGCCAGCGUGGCCAAAGAGUGGUUCGACAGACGCAGGCUGUCCAUUCGACCGUGGGCCAGUUUUGUAGACCAACGCAAGUUUUCAAAGCCUCGAAACUUUGGGGAGUUGUGUAAGAGGGUGGUGAAAAAUGUGGAAGUUUACAACAGCAACUAUACCUUCAUAUUUCUGGGUCUCAUUCUCUACUGCAUUAUCAGCUCACCCAUGCUGCUGAUUGCCUUAGCUGUGUUUGCUGGCGCCUUCUACAUAAUCCACCUCAAGUCUUUGGAGUCCAAACUGGUUGUUCUCGGCAAAGAGUUAACUGUUCCUCAUCAGAUGAGUCUGGCUGGACUCGUCUCUCUGCCCGUUUUCUGGUUGGCUGGAGCUGGAGCUGCAGUGUUUUGGAUUCUUGGAGCAACGCUGUUUGUGAUUGGUUCUCACGCUGCGUUCCGAGAGCUAGAGGGAUCAGACUUGGAUGAACUCCUCAUGGAGCCCGUGUAAAGAGCCAGGUGGUCCAUCGGCGGGUGCUGGUUAACGAUCAGUCAUCUUUUUGACCCUGUGAUUGAGUCAUUUUUAAGGGUUUGGUGUAAAAUUGCUCUGAGACUUGUUUCCCUGCUUUAUCUGGGUCCUCUAUUCUUUGUAUUUAUCGUAGGGCAUUGUAUCAAGACAACACCUUAUGUUGCAUGAUAAAUGAACUUUGUUACACUCAUUUGUUCACAUAACUUGCACAUAUACACAAAUAAUGAAUUUCUUAAUCAUUAAAGCACAUUUCCUGUCAGAAUUGCCUUUGCAUAUAUUAAACCCAUGAUGCCUCUGGUUUGUGUCUUGUUGGGAUGUACCCAGGUACAACUGUUAUAUAUUUUCUGCUUUAGACACAACAUCUUGCUAAAUUAAAUCUGUACAUUUUUGAUAACUAAUUUCUACAAAUCAAGUCCCGUUUAAAAUUUUAGAAUAAUGUCUCUACAUCAUGCACAAGUUUGUUUUUAAUUGAAGAAAAUGCAUAAAUUAAUUUGAGAUGAGCUUCUAGAUUAUUAUUUUUUUUUAAUUCUUGGUAUUUUGUGUUGGAUAAAAUAUGCUGAUGAUUUUCUGCAUAUUUAUUAGAUCUGCUUGGAACAUUCUGGUCUGAAAGGUCAUGGAAAACACGUUUUAGAAGUUCAGUAUUUGUUUUACAUUUGAUGUAAAUUGAGUGUUUUGUAUUUAAAAUUCGGAAGUGCAAUAAAC
Nematolebias whitei (Rio pearlfish) is the source of this 1466-nucleotide messenger RNA. RefSeq names its product Rab acceptor 1 (prenylated) (gene rabac1). Lineage: Eukaryota; Metazoa; Chordata; Actinopteri; Cyprinodontiformes; Rivulidae. Gene Ontology annotation, cellular component: Golgi apparatus. The transcript is spliced from 6 exons. Bases 81 to 746 code for a protein of 221 amino acids. The record is from RefSeq and is a predicted model, not a curated record.